CCCCAAUCGCUGGUACUUGGUCGCGAUGUCAGAUACGGGAGAAUCAGUCAGUCGUCGAGUGACGCCGAGCGUUUGAUGAUUGUCAUAAUCGUCCACAUUCAACCGUUGCGAUCGUUAGAACCAGUGCUUCCAGACGAAAGCCUUUGUAUCCACGGUGGCUGAUGGUGAGGAUGUGGUGAGGGGUGCUCUCAGGUUAACUCGCUGAGACUCAGCUACGGCGUAAUCACGCGUGGGAACCGGGAGAAGCUGAGACGUGCUGCAACGUGUCACAACGUAUUGCACAACGUGCAAGUUCAUUGCUUUCACGAUUGGCGAGUUCUCAGCCAAGGACUUAUCAAACGCGGAUUAAUCGUGCUUCCAGCGUAGCCUCUCUAUUACAACGAACCUCAUUUUCGGCGGCGCGUGGUGUCCCGAAUAAAACGCUCGCACGUCCACGUGAAACCAGCUGAUACGUGACACAGAACAAUGGCACUAAUACGAGGACUGCGGCCGUUCUUGCUCUUGGGGACGAAUUAUUCGUCUAAGUGGAUGUCCAGUCAGGCGGCCCUCGCGAGAACCGUGUCUACCAUGCAACCGCUCUCCAAGAGCAAAGAGGUCUCUAUAACGUUUGUUAAAGCCAAUGGAGAGAGGAUAAAGGCGAAGGGGAAAGUCGGUGAUAGUAUUUUAGAUAUCGUUGUAAAUAAUGACAUCGACUUGGAUGGUUACGGCGCUUGCGAAGGGACACUGACAUGCAGCACUUGUCAUUUAAUUUUUCCUAAAGAAGUAUUCGACAGUCUUCCGGACGAACCUACGGACGAAGAACUGGAUAUGCUGGAAUUGGCGUUCGAGCGAGGUGACACCUCAAGAUUGGGAUGCCAGAUAACAAUGACUGAAAGCCUAGACGGCAUUGAGGUGAGAGUACCAACUACCAUUAACGAUGCGAGGCAAACAUGAUAACUCAAGAAACCGUGUUCAAUCGGCGCUUAGAUAAUUUUAGGCCGAAAUUUAUAAGUAGCUUAAUUCAAUCCAAUAUUUUUUUUCUGAUAUAAAUGCAAUUUGUAUAUAGUAGUAAAAAAUUAUAUUCGGAUCUAAGUAUGCAAGAAAUGUUGUACAGACGCAAUUUUUUAAAUUGUAUAUAUUAUGGUGCACAAUGCAAUAUAUAAAUAUAAAUAUUAUAUAUAUU
Vollenhovia emeryi is the source of this 1162-nucleotide messenger RNA. RefSeq names its product adrenodoxin-like (gene Fdx2). The transcript has 4 exons. Gene Ontology annotation, cellular component: mitochondrion. The coding region runs from base 466 to 933 and encodes 155 amino acids. Gene Ontology annotation, biological process: P450-containing electron transport chain; positive regulation of oxidoreductase activity. Gene Ontology annotation, molecular function: 2 iron, 2 sulfur cluster binding. The record is from RefSeq and is a predicted model, not a curated record. Lineage: Eukaryota; Metazoa; Arthropoda; Insecta; Hymenoptera; Formicidae.